Messenger RNA from Xenopus laevis (African clawed frog), 663 nucleotides. RefSeq names its product BRICK1, SCAR/WAVE actin-nucleating complex subunit L homeolog (gene brk1.L). Gene Ontology annotation, biological process: regulation of actin polymerization or depolymerization; cell motility; actin filament organization. Gene Ontology annotation, molecular function: protein-containing complex binding. Lineage: Eukaryota; Metazoa; Chordata; Amphibia; Anura; Pipidae. The record is from RefSeq and is marked provisional. Gene Ontology annotation, cellular component: SCAR complex; cytoskeleton.
GUUUUAGGUAGUGAGAACGAGGGCUAAAAUGGCCAGUCAGGAUGAUCCUGUGCAAAGGGAGAUUCACCAGGAUUGGGCCAACCGGGAGUACAUCGAGGUGAUCACCAGCAGCAUCAAGAAAAUCGCUGACUUCCUGAACUCAUUUGAUAUGUCCUGUCGCUCACGACUGGCAACACUAAACGAAAAGCUGACCGCAUUAGAAAGAAGAAUUGAGUAUAUAGAAGCAAGGGUAACCAAAGGUGAAACCCUGACAUAAGAGAAAUCCACCGUUCUACACGUUUUCUGAGCUUGCUUUUAUAAAUAAACACUCUAUGGGCCUCUUCCCAGCCUGAAACUAUAAUCCACUCUCCUUAUCGUCGCAGAGACAAACAAAUUUCCCCAAACCUUUUCUUAAUGGUUUUGCUUGUUCAUUGCUCCGUUUCCUUAUUUCGUGACAUUCCGCCUGACUCUGUGCAUAAAGAAACUGCUGUAGAGCUUGUGCUGUUACUAUGUACAAAGCUACUCGCAGCUCACUAACUAAAUGCCUCUUGUAAUGUGUGAAAAGAUGGACUGUACCAUGUGCCAAUCAUGUAGAGUGGUUGUUUCCUUUCCUUAUUCUUUGUACUGGUGUUUCAAUAUAUUUUAUUUCUCUUACAAAUAAAGUGCUGAACUUUUAUUCUGCAA